GCUCUAACAUAAGUUGCCGAGGUGACAAGCUUUUUGACCGGGUGUUUCCUUUCAUUGCAACCAAUUAAUCCCAGUGUGUGGGACAGCUGUCUCUGCUCUCCUCCUCAGCAAGGAAGAACAACUGUACUGUACUUUACUGGCUGACAGGUUUGAGCUAUUAAUUCACCACAUCACUAAUAUAUUCACUCUGCGCACGGACCCCACCAGCUGCCAACACCAAAACGAACUCCAGCUUGUUCUGAUCGGCGUCCUCCCGUUGGGAACCGACGAGGAGGAUGGAGACGAGCCCCAUCCCGGUGGUGACGGUCCAAACCGCCCCCUUCGACGACCAGCGGCCCGGUACCAACGGGCUGCGGAGGAAGACCGCGGCGUUCGAGGGGAAGAAGAACUACCUGCAGAACUACAUCCAGAGUGUGUUGUCCUCCAUCGACCUGCGGGACCGGCAAGGCUGCACCAUGGUGGUGGGCAGCGACGGCCGCUACUUCAGCCGAGCUGCCAUCGAGGUGAUAGUGCAGAUGGCAGCUGCCAACGGGAUUGGUCGUCUGGUAAUCGGCCACAAUGGCCUCCUGUCCACUCCGGCUGUUUCCUGCAUUAUCAGGAAGAUCAAGGCCAUUGGUGGAAUCAUCCUCACAGCUAGUCACAACCCUGGAGGCCCCGGUGGAGACUUUGGAGUCAAGUUCAAUGUGGCAAAUGGAGGACCAUCCCCGGACACAGUGAUGGAGAGAAUCUAUCAGGUGAGCCGGACACUCGAGGAGUAUGCCAUCUGCCCUGACCUCCGCAUUGACCUCUCCAGGCUGGGACGACAUGAUUUUGACCUGGAGAACAAGUUCAAACCUUUCAGAGUGGAAAUCGUAGACUCAGUGGAUGUGUAUCUGCAACUGCUGCGGAACAUCUUUGACUUCAGUGCCAUAAAAAGUCUCCUCACAGGACCAAAUCAGCUAAAGAUACACAUAGAUGCCAUGAACGGAGUGAUGGGCCCCUAUGUACGAAGGAUCCUGUGUGAUGAGUUGGGGGCCCCUGCUAACUCAGCUGUCAACUGUGUCCCUCUGGAGGACUUUGGUGGUCGUCCUCCUGAGCCUAACCUGACCUAUGCCACCUCUCUGGUAGAUGCCAUGAAAGGAGGGGACUUUGGCUUUGGAGCUGCAUUUGAUGCAGAUGGGGACCGAUACAUGAUCCUCGGGGAAAAUGGCUUCUUUGUGAACCCGUCAGACUCAGUAGCAAUCAUGGCUGCCAACCUCUCCACCAUCCCCUACUUCAGACAGCUGGGGGUCAAGGGCUUUGCCAGGAGUAUGGCCACCAGCACUGCCCUCGACAGGGUAGCCAAAGCCAUGAAAUUGGCGCUGUAUGAGACUCCCACAGGCUGGAGGUACUUUGGGAACCUGAUGGAUUCUGGGCGUUGUUCCCUCUGCGGGGAGGAGAGCUUUGGGACAGGUUCAGACCACAUUCGUGAAAAAGACGGUUUGUGGUCGGUGUUGGUGUGGUUGUCCAUCAUGGCUGCUAGGAAACAAGGUGUUGAGCAGAUUGUCAGAGAGCACUGGGCCAAGUUUGGACGCAACUACUUCUGCAGGUUUGAUUAUGAAGGCCUGGACCCACGUGCAGCCUUUUACCUGAUGAAGGAUCUGGAUUCAGUAAUCUCAGAUAAAGCAUUCACCAGCCAGAAGUUUGCUGUAGGAGACCAUGUAUACAGCGUUGAGAGGGCUGACAACUUCGAGUACAUCGACCCUGUGGAUGGAACAGUGGCUCGAAACCAGGGUUUAAGGAUUGUCUUCAGUGACACAUCUCGUCUGGUGUUUCGGAUGAGCGGGAGCGGUGGAGGGUUGGGCGCCACCAUCCGCAUUUAUGCUGAGAGCUUUGAGAGAGAUCCUGAGAGACACAACAGAGAGACACAGGUGGUGCUGGGUCCUCUCAUCGCCAUCGCUCUGAAGAUCUCCAACAUCCAUGAGAGGACAGGACGCCGUGGCCCUAACAUUAUCACAUGAGCAACCAGGAAAAACACACACUCACAUGCACCUACCUGCUCACACAGACAAAAGAAAACAUUCAAAAAUACUUUGCCCUGUAAUUUUCUGCCAUUUUAAAUACACAUUCACUGUAGCUUCAGUCUCAUUUUUAAUUUCUAUUUCAUUUUUCCUUACAUGACGGCAAAAGAGCUCACGGCUACUGGUGCUAACUCUUGGAAUCAAUCUGUUUUUUGACCACUAUCAUCUUUCAAUUAUUCAAAUUUAUGUGGUUAAAACAGGGAGCUAUUUAAUUUUGCAACGAUACAUAAUGAAAAAUGUGUAAACAGCAAAUAUGUUAUGAAUGUGCAUGUGAGCCUGGCUUAUUCUAUGUUUGUGCCUUGCAUUUGCCAAGAAUUAUUGAUUGAUGGAGCGUAAGAGAUCUUUUUUUAAAUCACCAUGCAGUUUUUAUACAAAAGUACAGUUCUCACCUUUCAUAUUGCUCAUACACUCAUAUAUACUACAAUGUUCUUUAUCAACCAUUUCAUGCAAAAUUAGCUUAUUUCAAAGUGUAAAAUAAAGCAGGCACUGAAUGACAACAGAAUUAGUGGAUGUUUGAUUAAAAAAAUUAAAUUUAACACAUAUCUUUCUUUGUGAAGUAGUCAGAACUUGUCACACUCAUGUUUACUACCUAACAGGGUAUUCAAAAUGUAAAAUAAAAAAUAGCAAAUCACAAGUAAAGAAAAAGAAAAUAUAUUUUAGAAUGAUGUGUUAUCAGGCCUAUUUUUUCUUUAAUUUGUCAGUUUGGGCCUUUGGG
Molecule: messenger RNA, 2754 nt
Organism: Scomber scombrus (Atlantic mackerel)
Lineage: Eukaryota; Metazoa; Chordata; Actinopteri; Scombriformes; Scombridae
Gene: pgm5
Product: phosphoglucomutase 5
Exons: 11
Coding region: 276-1979 (567 amino acids)
Biological process (GO): striated muscle tissue development; myofibril assembly; carbohydrate metabolic process
Cellular component (GO): adherens junction; cytosol; cell-substrate junction
Molecular function (GO): magnesium ion binding; phosphoglucomutase activity
Source: RefSeq, a predicted model, not a curated record